CAACCUCUUCCGGCUACGUCACGUUGGCGGGAUGUGGUAGCUGCAGUCAUUUUAAAUCCACAUUUUCUUUCCACUAAACUUCCAGCGUUGAACUCUGAUUUAAAACGGUCCUGACAUGUCGACUUCAUCUGUGUCGAAGGGCUGUUUUGUUUUCAAACCAAGUGCGAAGAAGAAGAAGCAGCUGAGUUUAGAGGACCAUUUCACUGACGGCUGUGAAGGGGCAGAAAACAGUGAAGUACGAUUCAAACUCUGUCAGCUUCUGUGGGAGCAAAUCAAAACAGACACAGAGGUCUUACAGGAUGAACUCAACAGGAAAGUCCUGGACAGUUUGUUGGACCUAACCAGGAAAUGCUCUUCCACUCGUCAACACAGUGACUGGGCGUCGAAGAUGAGAGCCAGUGAGAUACCCACUGCAGCUCUAGUCCUUGGUGUGAACGUCCCAGAUCAUGACAUGACCUUCCAGAGUCUGUCGGAGCAGCUCCAGCAGUCUGUCACCCCUCAUGUGGCCUCGGUCCAGGCCAAGGAGUGUGGAACAUUGAAGCAUUUGAUGAAGAGGGUGCUGGAGAAGUUAACGGGCACAGAUGUGGCCGUAGAUGAUGAGGAGGAAGAGGAGGAGGCUGAGCAGACGAGUGCUCCGCUCCACAAGAGCGCCCACUGCUCCCUCAGUACACUCUGCGACUGGUACAACACAAAAACAAAGAAAUCCAGCGGUGGUACUCCUGGAAAAAAGCGAAGUUCUCCAGCCAAAGAUGAGCAACAACAGCCUCCUGUCGUAAUUAUUUUUAAAGACUUGGAGGCUUUCAAUCCAAGGGUUCUUCAAAACUUCAUCCUGAUCUGCAGUCUGUACAUCGAACGUCUGCCGCUGAUGUUCAUCUUCGGCAUCGCCACGUCCCCCAGCACCAUCCAGCACAUGUUGCCUCACUCUGUGUCCUCCCUGCUGUGCAUAGAGCUCUUCCAGUCCCUGUCCUGCACCCAGCAUCUGGCCACAGUCAUAGACAAGUUGAUCCUGACACAUCAGUUCCCGUUUAAGCUCAAUGGCAAAGUGAUGCAGGUGCUGAUCAGCAUUUUCCUCUACCACGAUUUCUCAGUGAGAAACUUCAUCAAGGGUGUUCAGCUGGCUCUGCUGGAGCACUUUCACUCGCAGCCUCUGAGCGUUUUGUGCUGUAAGAAGAAGGAGGCUCUUCUGAACGUGAUGCAGCUCAGUCUCCGCGACUUGGAGAGGAUCAGGCAGCUGCCGUCGUUCAAGAGGCACUGGCCAAGAAUAAUGCAGAUAUCUGGCCUCAAUCGUACACCUCAGCUGACCAUCUGUUUUCAGGAUGUGUGUCAGAGGCUGAUAAAAGACCUUCGCAGCUACCACAAGAACUACUACCCCGUCCUGAGGUGCCUCCACACGCUGGCCUCGUCAUUACCUCGCUACCCUCUGGGGAAACAGAUCAGGGAGCUCCAUUUAAUUUGCCUCGAGAGGAACGUGUGGGAGAAUGAAGAUUACCAGUCGGCCAUGAAGCUUCUGAAGAUGCUGGCCAAAGAAGAGCUGAUCACGCUGCUCCAGAGGUGUGCAGAGAUUCUGCAGCAGGUCAAGUCAAAGGAGAUGAAGAACGCUCUUAUCCAGCUCGAGGAGUUGCUCGCCAAAUUCAAGCAGUUGGACACAGCAGCAGCUGUUGAAUCUGUCCCUGAUGUGGAAGAGAGUUUCACGUCUCCAGUGAAAAACCUUCAAAAGAAAACAGAUCUCUUCCAGCUGCAGAAGACGCUGCUGGAGAUGAACGAGUCUCGGAGAUCCAAGAAACUCAGUCCGUUUGAGGUUCUACGCAAUGAAGCCAUCGAUUUUAUCGAUGGCCUAGUGAAGAGUCACCUGUCUCCCCCAGAGUCUCAGACCCUGAACGAAGUCUGCUACUACAGCUCGUCUGCCACUGUGAGACGGCACCUCAACGCUACACCUCGCACCUCCAUUCAGGCUGCUCUCAACAGCCCCUACUAUUACAUCCAGAAUGACAACCUGAAGACGGAGGACGGGUCGGUCUCUAAUGCUGCUCCUGAUAUCUGCAUCGCUUACAAGCUGCACCUGGAGUGCGGCAGACUCAUCAACCUCUUUGAUUGGCUAGAAGCUUACGCCACCGUGGUUUCUGCAGCGGAGGGUAACGAACCAGAUUCUGAAGAUUUUGGGAAAGUGGAUCAAGUCAAACACGCUCGUUUCAUCCAAGCCGUAUCGGAACUGGAAUUUCUGGGCUUCAUUAAAUCCACCAAGCAGAAGACGGACCAUGUGGCUCGACUCACCUGGGGGGGCUGCUGACCACUGAAAGAAGACCUGAUCGUCUGUGGAGGCUGUCUCCAUUUGCUAUAGCGCUUAUCAAGUGGGAGUUGGAUCUAUAUUUCAUAAUGUUUUUUUCUACUAAUAAAAAAUAUGAAGUGAA
This is a messenger RNA of Hippoglossus stenolepis (Pacific halibut), 2408 nucleotides long. It is a transcript of the gene orc3, whose product is annotated as origin recognition complex, subunit 3. NCBI's taxonomy places the organism in Eukaryota, Metazoa, Chordata, Actinopteri, Pleuronectiformes, Pleuronectidae. Gene Ontology annotation, molecular function: DNA replication origin binding. The transcript has 19 exons. The record is from RefSeq and is a predicted model, not a curated record. Gene Ontology annotation, cellular component: DNA replication preinitiation complex; nuclear origin of replication recognition complex; nuclear pre-replicative complex. The coding region runs from base 116 to 2287 and encodes 723 amino acids. Gene Ontology annotation, biological process: DNA replication initiation; DNA replication.